AAACGAAGCAUGGCAAUGUCGGUUAUUACGAGGAUUAGUUAUGGACAUUUGUGGGAAUUCCAAAUCGACCACUCCAAAUGAUGAUGGGGAUGAUCGUCGUCGUCGUCACUCGUAUGCUAUAAACCCCAACCAAAUCAAAUCACUACAAACAACUUUUGAAAUUGUUCUUCCCCAAUUCUCUCUCUACAAUUUUCUUGAAUUUAUAUUAUACCAUCAAAUCAAUAUAGAUAGAUAGAUAGAUAGAUAGAUAGAUAUAGAUGCAUAGAGAUAUGGUUGAUGAUGCAGACAAAUUAGCUUCAUUUCAAGCAAUCACAGGCCUUGAAGACCCCGAUUUGUGCACCGAGAUCCUUUACACCCAUGGGUGGGACCUUGAGCAAGCCAUCUCCACUUUCACCUCCACUCACUCCGACGACCCCUCCUCCUCCGCCGCCGAUCCGCAUCAGUCAGACGAAGGAUCCGGACUCAUCGCCCGCGGUCCUCCGCCUCCAGGUCUUGCAUGGAAGCUCAUCACGCUUCCGUUUUCCAUCAUUUCCAGUAGCCUAGGGUUAAUUUCCGGCGCAAUUGGCCUCGGUAUGUGGGCCGCCGGUGGUGUCCUCUCGUAUUCUCUGAGCAUGAUCGGAUUGAAUUCGAGCCGUAAUGGUGACUCCUCGUCGUCUCGAUUGGUUCCAACAUCGGCCUCUGCAUCAGAGGCGAUGGAUUUCGUAUCUCAUUUCGAGAGGGUUUAUGGCACUACUGGCCCGAAUUUUGUUGCCGAAGGGUUUAUGGAUGCUCUGCAACGGUCUCGGCAUGCGUUUAAGUUGUUGUUUGUGUACUUGCAUUCGCCUGAUCAUCCCGAUACGCCUUUGUUUUGCGAGAGGAUUCUGUGUUCUGAAGUCUUGGCCGCGUUUGUGAACGAGAAUUUCGUUUCCUGGGGAGGGAGUAUUCGCGCUAGCGAGGGGUUCAAGAUGAGUAACAGCUUAAAGGCAUCUAGGUAUCCGUUUUGUGCUGUGGUUAUGGCAGCCACGAAUCAGAGGAUUGCCUUACUUCAGCAGGUUGAGGGGCCCAAAUCUCCUGAGGAGGUGCUGACAAUGUUGCAGAGAGUCCUUGAGGAAACUGCCCCUGUUCUUGUUGCUGCCAGGCUUGAUGCAGAAGAACGAAGGAGCAACAUGCGUUUGAGGGAGGAACAAGAUGCUGCAUAUCGAGCAGCACUUGAAGCUGAUCAAGCUAGAGAACACCAGAGGAAAGAAGAGCAAGAGCAGCUGGCAAGGGAAGCUGCUGAAGCUGUGAGGAAGCAAAAGGAAGAAGAAGAGGCUCGUGAAAGAGCAGCACGUGAAGCUGCUGAGAAAGAAGCUGCAUUAGCUAGAAUUCGGGAGGAGAAAGCCCUGUCACUGGGCGCUGAGCCAGAAAAAGGACCCGAUGUAACACAAGUUUUGGUGCGGUUCCCAACUGGUGAGCGCAAGGAAAGGAGGUUCCAUAGUACUGAAAAAAUCCAGUCUCUCUAUGACUAUGUUGAUUCUUUGGGUUGCUUACAAGUUGAGAGUUACAGUCUUGUCUCCAACUUUCCUCGAAUUGUCUAUGGCCCAGAGAAGCUGUCUUUGACCCUGAAAGAAGCAGGAUUACAUCCACAGGCCAGCCUUUUUGUGGAGCUGAACUCAUGAGAGCAACAUACCGUUACACAAACUUGAAAUUUUCUGAGUAGUCCAAGAAGAACCCCACUAAUAGGAUAUUUUGUUGUUCUUUUAUUGAUCUAUAUGCGACAAUGGGAUUUAAUUUCUUCUAGCAAUAGCAUUCAAUAGAUUCUGAUAAAUUGCCAGCAAUGGCAGUUUCCAUUUGAUAUAUUUGUUGAAUGUCAGAAUUAAAUUGGCAAAUGUGAUCAUUUCUUUUGAUGCAA
Molecule: messenger RNA, 1870 nt
Organism: Camellia sinensis
Lineage: Eukaryota; Viridiplantae; Streptophyta; Magnoliopsida; Ericales; Theaceae
Product: plant UBX domain-containing protein 10
Biological process (GO): ERAD pathway
Cellular component (GO): endoplasmic reticulum
Molecular function (GO): ubiquitin binding
Source: RefSeq, a predicted model, not a curated record